AUGGAGCAGGACCACGUGAGCCACCCGGCCAUGGGGGUGCCGUAUGGGGGGGCGCCGCCGCCCUACGGCGCGUACCAGCAGGCUUACCAGCAGCCGCAGCAGCACCAGCACCAGCACCAGCUGCAGAUGUUCUGGGCGGAUCAGUGCAGGGAGAUCGAGCAGACCACCGACUUCAAGAACAACAGCCUUCCGCUGGCUCGCAUCAAGAAGAUCAUGAAGGCAGACGAGGACGUUCGUAUGAUCGCCGCUGAGGCCCCCGUUGUGUUCGCCCGCGCCUGCGAGAUGUUCAUCCUCGAGCUCACCCACCGUUCCUGGGCGCACGCCGAGGAGAACAAGCGCCGGACUCUCCAGAAGAACGACAUCGGCGCCGCCAUUACGCGCACCGACAUCUUCGAUUUCCUGGUUGACAUCGUCCCCCGGGAGGACGUCCGCGAGGACGGUAUUCCCCCAAACUACGGGCCCCCCGCCGGGGAUCCCCUCUCCUACUACUAUGUCCAGCAAUAG
Messenger RNA from Spirodela intermedia, 504 nucleotides. The record is from the annotation of a GenBank genome assembly. NCBI's taxonomy places the organism in Eukaryota, Viridiplantae, Streptophyta, Magnoliopsida, Alismatales, Araceae.